Messenger RNA from Geodia barretti, 1518 nucleotides. Lineage: Eukaryota; Metazoa; Porifera; Demospongiae; Tetractinellida; Geodiidae. The record is from the annotation of a GenBank genome assembly.
AUGGUGUUCGGUGGUGUGGAACGAGAGCGUAUUCAACUCAACGAAGAAACCCUUUGGGACGGUGGUCCCCGCGACACCAACAACCCAAAUGCUUUGGAAGCACUCCCGAAGGUGCAGCAGUUGCUCUUUGAUGACAAAAACGAAGAAGCCACUAAACUCGCUGGUGAGACGAUGCUUGGCGUACCAGAACGUAUCAAGUCCUAUCAAUCCUUGGGCGAUCUGUUUCUGGAGUUUUCGCAUGAUGGUGAUCCUACUGAGUAUCACCGAGAGUUAAAUCUGAACACAGGUAUUGCAAAGACAACCUAUCGCUGCGGAGAUGUCAAUUUUAGCAGAGAAGUUUUUGCGACAGCGGUAGACAACCUCAUUGUCGUUAGAAUUGAAUCCGGCACGGCAGGGCAACUCGCUUUCGAUAUCGCGAUAACUCGGGAACAAGAUGCCACUGUUGAAGCAAUUGCCGCUAAUAUCCUUAGAUUGGAUGGGCAAUGUGGUAAUGAUGGAAUGCACUUUUCAGUGUAUCUACAGGUGCAAAUUGAGGGCGGGAAGGUCCAGUCGGAGAACGACCAGCUUGCUGUGCGUGACGCAAAUCGCGUGACGCUUCUUCUCGCUGCUGCGACAAGUUACAUUAAUCAGAAGGAUGCGAGUGGAAGCCCGCACGCGCUUUGCGAAGGUCAUCUCACUGAUAUUGACGCAAAAUCUUAUAGGACAGUUCGGGCAGAUCACAUUGCCGAUCAUCAGGACCUCUUUCAACGAGUGCAUCUGGAUCUCGGCACUACCGACGCUGCGAAUCUCCCUACCGACGAGCGCUUGGAAGCCGUAAAAACAGGCGCAUCGGAUCCGGAACUUGUUGUCCUUUACUUCCAGUAUGGACGCUAUUUGAUGAUGGGAAGUUCGAGACCAGGAUGCUUGCCUGCAAAUUUACAAGGCAUCUGGAACGAGCACAUGAACGCCCCUUGGAAUAGCGAUUUCCAUACCAAUAUCAACCUCCAAAUGAACUAUUGGGUCCCUGAGAUCUGCAACCUUGCGGAGUGCCAUAUUCCCUUAUUCGAUUAUAUGGAGACACUUGUUGGACCGGGGAGUCGCACAGCGAAGAGCCAUUACGGUGCCAACGGUUGGGUCGUCCAUCAUCUUUCUGACGUAUGGGGUUUCACAACGCCUGCUGAUGGCACUUGGGGUAUCUGGCCCGUAGGUGCCGCGUGGCUGUGUGAACAUGUGUGGGAACACUAUCUUUUCGGUGGCGAUAAAGAUUUUCUCAUAGGACAGGGCUAUCCACUCAUGAAAGGUGCCGCCCGCUUCAUACUGGAUUUUCUCGUUGAGGCACCCGAAGACACGCCUCUCGCUGGUAAACUCGUCACGAAUCCGUCACACUCACCCGAAAACAGCUUCCUAAGCCUGAUGGCACACGCUCCCUUUUUACCUACGCUGCAACGAUGGACCUGGAAAUUAUUCAUGAACUCUUUACCAACUGCAUCGCCUGCAUUGAUGUUCUUGAGGAAGAUGCCGAAUUCCGUGUUGAAUUAG